AUGGAGAGCAGUACGGCCAUGGAUGUCGAGGAGAAACCUUCACCCAACUCCACCAACGUUAAACGCUUUGGCCUUAAAAACUCUAUUCAAACCAACUUCGGCGACGACUAUGUUUUCCAAAUUGUACCAAAGGAUGAUUGGAGUGCAAUGGCGGUUUCUUUGUCAACCAACGCAGUGAAACUGUAUUCACCUAUGGCGGGUCAAUAUUUUGGAGAGUGCAAGGGUCACUCUGCAACCAUCAAUCAGAUUUUGUUUUCGGGUUCUUCACAUCACCAUGUUUUGGGUUCGUGUUCUUCUGAUGGCACUAUUAGAGCUUGGGACACACGCACAUUUCAGCAGGUUUCUUGCAUAGAUGCUGGUUCUUCUCAGGAGGUUUUCAGCUUCUGUCUUGGAGGAACUAGUGGGAAUUUAGUUGCCGCCGGAUGUAAAUCGCAGAUACUGUUCUGGGAUUGGAGAAAUAUGAAGCGAAUUGCAUGCCUGGAAGAAUCUCAUGUGGAUGAUGUCACUCAGGUUCAUUUUGUCCCCAACGAACAAGGCAAGCUUAUUUCUGCUUCAGAAGAUGGGUUGAUCUGCACAUUUGAUACUACUGGAGAUAUCAAUGAUGAUGAUCAUCUAGAAUCAGUGAUUAAUAUGGGGACUUCAAUUGCAAAGGUGGGGAUUUUUGGAGAGAGUUACCAGAAGCUUUGGUGUUUAACACAUAUUGAAACCUUGGGUAUCUGGAACUGGAAAGAUGGAAGAAAUGAAGGAAACUUCUCAGAUGCACGUACUUUAGCCUCUGAAAGUUGGAAUUUGGAUCAUGUUGACUAUUUCAUUGAUUGCCACUACUCCAGAGAAGCUGAAAAACUAUGGGUGAUUGGUGGCACUAAUACUGGUACUAUGGGCUACUUUCCUGUAAAUUACCAAGGAACUGCAACAAUUGGAGCUGCGGAAGCAAUUCUUGAAGGUGGGCACACCAGUGUUAUUAGGAGUGUUCUACCCAUGUCGAAAAUUCAUUCAAAUAGUCCUACCCAAGGCAUUUUUGGAUGGACUGGUGGGGAAGAUGGUAGGCUAUGUUGUUGGCUCUCUGAUGAGUCUUCUGAAUCAAAUCAAUCUUGGAUUUCAAGCACAUUGAUUAUCAGGCCAGAAAAAACUCGCAAGAAAAAUCGUCAUCAACCCUACUAG
Sphenostylis stenocarpa is the source of this 1161-nucleotide messenger RNA. The record is from the annotation of a GenBank genome assembly. Lineage: Eukaryota; Viridiplantae; Streptophyta; Magnoliopsida; Fabales; Fabaceae.